GGCUGUGUAUUAUGACAUACCUGCAACAAGCACUUAUUUUCAUUAUCUGUGUAUCAACUUAAUGCUUAUAUUGUAAUACAUAUAUUACCUAUUUUUAAUUGAAAGUAUUAACUUUAUUUACGAAACAUCCAUCUUCCUUCUUCAACCACUUGUGUGUUAAAGUAUCCAAAGGCCACAGACUGCUGGAACUUUACACUGGCGCAGAUACGGUACGAUUGUCAAAGGCGGGACUGAUUGCAACAUCACACCGAAGACCAAUUGAAGAAAUUCCAGCCUUCUUGCUCUUCAACGCUCUUUGACACGACCAGACGACUCAAAAAUGAACGCUCUGUUCACAAUACCACUACUAUUUAUAGUACGACUUGUUAAGUCAACCACGCCUUAUCAAGAUGACAGACUGUUAACCACUGCGGGUUUACUGUAUGAAAGUUUGGGACAAAUGAGAGUUCAACAAACAACUUACGAUUUUACCGCAUAUCUAGAUUUAAGCUAUUAUAAUACUAAUUCAGACCAAUUAAAACUACGUAUUACCGAAUUAAAAGAAUAUUGUAAAAAUUAUGAUAAUCGCACCUUUGAAUGGAAUUCAAUAAAUAAUGUAACUACUACUGAUAAAACUCUAUCACAGCGAUGUGCCUUUAUAGUAGAUAAAAUAGAUUUUAUUCGCGAAGAAGUUGGGCGAAAAAUAGAUUUAAGUCUAAAAGCUGUAGGGCAUACUAAAGUCAAAAAUCGACGUGCUAUACCGUGGUCAGUUUUGGCGAAAACAGCUAAGACCAUCUUUGGGCUUUGUAGCGAUACAUGCUUAGAAAAAUCCGAAUCUCUUAUAAAGAAUUAUCUAGACGGAGGCGAAACAGCCUUGCCGCAAAAUACUAGGGUAUUUAAAAUAUCACAGAAUGUUAAACCUGGUCAAACUUUGCCACCACAAAUAAAACCACCUUCCGAUAUCUUUACCACAGGGAUGAUGGAAUUAUUCCGAUUAGGUAAUGUCGCUGAAAUUGAAUUGUUAUUAUCACAAUACAUUUAUGAAUCUAAUCUCAUAUUUGAAAUACUACAAUUAGCACGAAUAUCCAGUACUAUUUUCUAUAAAUUUACAAAUAAAAAUAAAUGGCUUUAUAUCUCACCUGGAGAGACCAUUUUUAUGGCCUGUGGGGAUCACCCCGCAGAGCGGAUACAAUUAGAAAAUAAUGGGAUACUAAGUUUAAAUUCGUCUUGUAGAGCCUACAGCGAUCAAGAUGUAUUAAUACCAGGAAAAGAAAUUAUUUCUGAAGGAUAUAAUGAUUUUAUUGCUAAUAUCACCAUGCCUGAACCAACAUAUUUGAGUUCAAGAUUUCUUAAAAGUGUCGAAAAACAAGUUAAAACUACAUUUAGAAAUCGUUUUAAUAAUUUACGACCCUACAACGUUAGCAUGGCAUUAGUCAUAGCUGUCCAAGACAGAGACUAUUUAAUAUCACAAAUUACGGGGGAACUACCUAAUAUGGAUUAUGAAGUGGACGAGAUCAUAGACUAG
Adelges cooleyi (spruce gall adelgid) is the source of this 1504-nucleotide messenger RNA. RefSeq lists its product as uncharacterized. The transcript has 4 exons. Bases 320 to 1504 code for a protein of 394 amino acids. The record is from RefSeq and is a predicted model, not a curated record. NCBI's taxonomy places the organism in Eukaryota, Metazoa, Arthropoda, Insecta, Hemiptera, Adelgidae.